AUGUUUAGAAUGUUAGCGGGACUUGCAAUAACGGGAAAUUCAUUACCUUGGACUCCUGAUAAUUCGCUUCAAGCAGGAGUUUAUAAAAUAUAUUGGGUUUCUCCAGACAAUACUCAAUCUGUGAAUAGUCCCACGUUCACACUCGGUCAAUUUGCUUCGGGCUCUUCGAACAGUACAAGCAACUCAAACAAAAACCAAUCUAGCUCCAUCGACUCAAACAAAACCAGUUCAUCAACCGGAACAUCAAACCCAACGACGACGAAAGGGGAGGCAACCUCAUCUUCGAGUUCAACAAUAAACACCCCAUCAGAAACAAAUCAAACCAACUCCCUCACAAACACAAUCAAAAUCACCAUCGCAAUUAGUAUAACCCUCGGCCUAACCCUCCUCCUAGUCAUAGCUUUCAUGCUCAUCCGACAUCGUCGCCAUCUAGCUUCUAUCCCUCGAACAAAAAGACAACUCACCACCAGAGAAAUCGCCGAUGACAUCGACAAAGAUUCCUGGUACGAAGAACAUCAAUUAAAAUCAAACCCCGAAUUACCUAGUGAUUCGAAAGCUAUUACGAAUUCGUAUGGUGAAUUGAUGAGGAAGAAACAUGUUAGUGUUAAUAUGGAACCUGUGGAAAUGGAGGCGUUUUUCGUUAGGAAAGAUAUCGAUAUCGAUGUUGAUGGUGGGGAUGGAAAUCAUGAUAGAGGGGAUGUUAAAGAUAUUAAUGAAUUUGGAUUGGGAUUGGGACUGGGAAACGUAGAUGAGCUUGUUGAGCCUAGGGAGUUGGAUGCUGAGACUACGCUGGGUAGAGGUGUGAUUGGUCGUCGUUUUAAUGUGCGUGAUAAUGUUCAUAUUGCUGCCAAGCUAUAUAAUAUAACGAAUACAACACUUCUCCGCAGAAUGAAUGGUUUAGCCCCUCGUACAGAAAUUCGAGCAAAUAGUCAUAAAAUUACCGAUUUAGAAGAGGAAGUGCUUAUUCAGUAUAUAAUUGAUAUGGAUGAGAGAGGUUUUGCACCUAAAUUAAGUGGUGUAGAAGAUAUAGCGAAUUAUAUUCUUGAAUCGCGGAGGGCGAAGAAGGUUGGAAAGCUCUGGGCAAAACCAAUUCAAGAAAAUCCUUCAAUCAUUGCAAAACCUCGCCCUUCGAAAAAUCCUAGGAGUAUCCAAAACCUCACCAAUAAAACCAAUGGAAAUAGAAGCCGCAUUGUGCCCUCCAGAAAAAAGGAGAAUCAAGAUGUAGUUGCAACCCCUCAAAGAAAGCAAUUAAAACCUACUCAACUCGAAAAGAUCAAAAAUUCAAUUCAGAAAGACUUCGAUCCUCUCACUUUAGAAGGAAUCCAUCAUUUCUACUUUCCUCCUUGGAAGAAAGAAGUUCCAUAUAAAGUCAAUAUCAGCAAAUUAGGAAAAGAAGAAGCUGCGAUGAUCCACAAUCUGGCUUUCAAAUAUAGGUGCAAAAAUACCAUUACAAUAUACACCGAUGCCUUAUCCACUUUAGAGGGAAUAGGGAUUGGGAUCGGGAUAGCGAUUAUCUUACCAAAUGGCCGAAUUUCACAUCAAGAGACUAUCAAUAUAGGUGUGAAUCAGCUUGUCUAUAAUGGGGAGCUCCUAGGAGUUACUAAAGCGAUCGAAUACGCAAAUUCAAUAGCCCAGCCAGGAAACAAGUUCAAGAUAUACUCAGAUAAUCAAGCAGGAUUAUUCCGGUCGAAAACCCCCUCCGAUUUACCUGGUCAAUCAUGCCAAAUCAAAGCUAUAAAAGCUGCGGAAGCUAUUCAAAAUAAAGGAGCCGAAAUCUCUCUCAAUUGGGUCCCCGGACAUACAUCUGUACAAGGAAAUGAGCUAGCUGAUUCUCUUGCAAAAGAGGCGACCAAAAUACCAUCCUCAUCUCACGAAACCAGUUAUGCCUCCAUUGGAAUGGAUAUAAAAAGAAUGAAAUCAGAGAACUGGAUGUGGGGGAAAGGAAUCUCCUGA
Sclerotinia sclerotiorum 1980 UF-70 is the source of this 1953-nucleotide messenger RNA. RefSeq lists its product as hypothetical. NCBI's taxonomy places the organism in Eukaryota, Fungi, Ascomycota, Leotiomycetes, Helotiales, Sclerotiniaceae. The record is from RefSeq and is a predicted model, not a curated record. The transcript has 6 exons. Gene Ontology annotation, molecular function: nucleic acid binding; RNA-DNA hybrid ribonuclease activity. Gene Ontology annotation, biological process: DNA replication, removal of RNA primer. The coding region runs from base 1 to 1953 and encodes 650 amino acids.